AUGGAAUCCCAAUUGGGCAUGGAAAGCGCAGCACUGAAGCAGAGACAGUCCGCCCGUCCUACCUCCAUAACCCGCGACUUCGUAUCAGGCCAACAUCCAUGGAGGCAGCCAACUAGCUACGAGACGUUCAGGAGCAAAUAUGGCCCUCAAUACAAGAUCCCCUUCAACGUCUACGGCGUUGAUGCGAAGCGCUUGAUCAGAUACGGCGGCCUCGCAGGCGCUUUCGGAGCAGCCGCUGGCAUCUUCGCCAUUUUCUUCUUCGACGGUGUUCCACGAGUGCAGAAGGACAUUCUCCAGAAGGUGCCUAUCAUUGGUAGCUUCUUCGUUCACGAGAUUCCCCCAGAGGACAACCCAUUCUAA
Messenger RNA from Zasmidium cellare ATCC 36951, 360 nucleotides. RefSeq lists its product as uncharacterized. The coding region runs from base 1 to 360 and encodes 119 amino acids. NCBI's taxonomy places the organism in Eukaryota, Fungi, Ascomycota, Dothideomycetes, Mycosphaerellales, Mycosphaerellaceae. The transcript has 6 exons. The record is from RefSeq and is a predicted model, not a curated record. Gene Ontology annotation, biological process: mitochondrial electron transport, ubiquinol to cytochrome c.